This is a messenger RNA of Entamoeba histolytica HM-1:IMSS, 1004 nucleotides long. Its product is annotated as 40S ribosomal protein S4, putative. The coding region runs from base 1 to 981 and encodes 326 amino acids. Gene Ontology annotation, biological process: translation. Gene Ontology annotation, molecular function: structural constituent of ribosome; RNA binding. Gene Ontology annotation, cellular component: ribosome; cytosolic small ribosomal subunit. NCBI's taxonomy places the organism in Eukaryota, Evosea, Mastigamoebida, Endamoebidae. The record is from RefSeq and is a predicted model, not a curated record. The transcript has 2 exons.
AUGGCUAGAGGACCAAGACACCACUUGAAGAGAUUAAAUGCCCCACAUCAUUGGAUGCUUUCUAAAUUAGGAGGAACUUUUGCACCAAAACCAUCACAUGGACCACAUGGAAUGAAAGAAUGUCUUCCACUUAUUCUCAUUUUGAGAAAUAGAUUGAACUAUGCAUUAAACGGAAGAGAAGUUACAAUGAUUGUUAAGAACAGAACAAUCAAAAUUGACGGAAAGAUUAGAACUGACACUAGAUAUCCAGUUGGAUUUAUGGAUGUUCUUUCUAUCCCAAGAACUAAAGAAAACUUUAGAUUAAUGUAUAACACCAAAAGAAGAUUUUGUUUAGUUCCAUUAACUGCUGAACAAGCAAAAUUCAAGUUAUGCAAAAUUGAAAAGAGAGUACUUGGAACUGGUGCUAUUCCAUACAUUGUUACUCAUGAUGGUAGAACUAUUAGAUAUCCACAUCCAGAACUUCAAGCUAAUGAUACAAUCAAACUUAAUCUUGAAACAGGAAAAAUUGUUGAUUUUGUUAAGUUUGAUAUUGGAAAUACUGCUAUGAUGAUUGGUGGUAAUGGUAUGGGUCGUGUUGGAGUUAUUGUUAAAAGAGAAGUUCAUCCAGGAUCAUUUGAAAUUGUUCACAUUAAAGAUGCUAAAGGAAACACUUUCACUACUAGAUUAAACAAUGUCUUUGUUAUUGGUAAAGGAACAGAAACUCUUGUUAAUCUUCCACUUGACAAAGGAAUUAAGAAACCAUUAUUACAACAAGUCAAUGAAACUAUUAAGAAGAACAAGAUGCAAAAGGCUGGUAUUCAAAAAGCAUCAAAGAAAAGCAAAACCACCACUGAAAAGAAAGUUACACCAAAAGCUGCUGUAGAAAAGAAAGAAGAACAAGUUGAAAAGAUUUAUAAGAAAUAUCCAAAGAAACAAGCAGCACCAAAGAAAUCUAAAGGAAACAAGAAAGUUGUUCCAGGCAAGAAAAUUGGUAAGAAAUAAAUUAAGACAAGUGGUUUUAAAUU